AUGUCACAGAAACGAGAAGAGAAGGAUUAUAAAGAGCACGAAAAGGAGAAAAAUGUGCAAAGGAUGGCACAAACACGAGCGAAGGGUCAAUAUAAACAACAGGAGAAUGAGACCAAUUUGCUUAGGAUUCGGGAAAUGAGAAAUACUGUUGACGGAUUUUCUUCCCAGGAAAGGGAUAAAAAUCGGGAUCGUAUGUCACAGAAACGAGAAGAGAAAGAUUAUAAAGAGCACGAAAAGGAGAAAAAUGUGCAAAGGAUGGCACAAACACGAGCGAAGGAUCAAUACAAACAGCAGGAGAAUGAGAGCAAUUUGAUAAGGAUUCGGGAAAUGAGAAAUACUGUUGACGGAUUUUCUUCCCAGGAAAGGGAUAAAAAUCGAGAUCGUAUGUCACAGAAGCGAGAAGAAAAGGAUUAUAAAGAGCACGAAAAGAAGAAAAAUGUGCAAAGGAUGACACAAACACGAGCGAAGGAUCAAUACAAACAGCAGGAGAAUGAGACCAAUUUGAUAAGGAUUCGGGAAAUGAGAAAUACUGUUGACGGAUUUUCUUCCCAGGAAAGGGAUAAAAAUCGAGAUCGUAUGUCACAGAAGCGAGAAGAAAAGGAUUACAAAGAGUACGAAAAGAAGAAAAAUGUGCAAAGGAUGGCACAAACACGAGCGAAGGAUCAAUACAAACAGCUGGAGAAUGAGACCAAUUUGAUAAGGAUUCGGGGAAUGAGAAAUACUGUUGACGGAUUUUCUUCCCAGGAAAGGGAUAAAAAUCGAGAUCGUAUGUCACAGAAGCGAGAAGAAAAAGAUUAUAAAGAGCACGAAAAGGAGAAAAAUGUGCAAAGGAUGGCACAAACACGAGCGAAGGAUCAAUACAAACAACAGGAGAAUCAGACCAAUUUGAUAAGGAUUCGGGAAAUGAGAAAUACUGUUGACGGAUUUUCUUUCCAGGAAAGGGAUAAAAUCGGGAGCGUAUGUCACAGAAACGAGAAGAGAAGGAUUAUAGAGCACAAGAAAAGGAGAAAAAUGUGCAAAGGAUGGCACAAAUGA
This is a messenger RNA of Armigeres subalbatus, 1035 nucleotides long. RefSeq names its product nipped-B-like protein B. Bases 1 to 1035 code for a protein of 344 amino acids. The transcript has a single exon. The record is from RefSeq and is a predicted model, not a curated record. NCBI's taxonomy places the organism in Eukaryota, Metazoa, Arthropoda, Insecta, Diptera, Culicidae.